AUGUCAUCAGUAAAGUCAUUGACCUCAACAUUUGAGACUGCUCAAUCACCAACAGCAGUUAACAAGAGAGCACAUAACUCAGUUCCAACUGGAAGCGUUGGUGGAGGCGAGAGCAGUGUGGACACAGAGUCUAUUCUCGGAAAGAACAGACAGUCAGUACGUCUGGACAACUUUUUGAAGAAUGAGGUCAUUCCUCGCGGUGGAAUGCCAGGCGCCGUGCACAAGUCAGCCGUCAACAAGCCACCACCCAACGAGUUGGACAACAAGGCAAAGGAGUUGCCAAAGUUCGAUGGCAAGCCACACCCAGUCUACCAGUUGAUGUUCCAGGGCAAGCAACACGAGUCCUCCACCACAAAGAAGAAGAUCGUCAUCCCACCAUCAAGCGCCUACUAA
Molecule: messenger RNA, 393 nt
Organism: Acytostelium subglobosum LB1
Lineage: Eukaryota; Evosea; Eumycetozoa; Acytosteliales; Acytosteliaceae
Exons: 2
Coding region: 1-393 (130 amino acids)
Source: RefSeq, a predicted model, not a curated record